UUAAAGUUUUCACAUAUUUGUUAAAAGAUAUGUAUAAAUAUAUUAUAGAAAUAUACAUACGAUUUUUUUAAGUUUUGUGCAUAUAAAACUUUUAUCAUGAAAUUACGAGUACAGAAAAGAGGACGGAAGCGAAGUGUAUAAGAUAUGUUGCUAAAGAAAAAGUGUAAAAAGAAUGUGUCCGGGUUUUAUUUUCUUAUAAACACCAGAAAAUAUAUUGUCACAAAUUUGAACAGCUUAAAGUAAAAAAUAGAAAUUAAUUAGAAAGAAGAAAAAUUGAUUAACUCCUCUGUGAGAAUUUGGACAAGUAGCUCACAACAAAACCAGCGCCAGCGUUGCUUUGAGACGAAAAUAAUACAUUGUAGCUAUGAGUAAUUAUCGUCACCAUGGAGGAGGCGGUGGCUAUAGUGGAAUCGAAAUUCGAAACAUGCAUCCACGAAUCUCUCAAAAUUUCACUUACGUUAGUUCAUGUGUUAAAUAUCUGAUCUUCAUGCUAAAUUUCAUAUUCUGGCUUUCGGGAGGAUUAUUGCUGGGUAUUGGUCUUUAUGCUUUCAUGGACAAAUGGGAAGCUACUGGAUGGGUUCGUCUAGAAACAUUUUACGAUGUAAUACUGAACAUCUCUUUAGUAAUGAUGCUGACCGGAAUACUAAUUUCUGUAGUCAGUUUUGCUGGUUGCCUUGGUGCGCUGCGUGAAAAUACUUGUUUACUAAAAUUCUAUACUAUGUGCUUACUAAUGUUUUUUCUUUUGGAAUUGGCCAUUGCCAUAAUGGGAUUUGUUUUUCCACAUAAUAUGAAUUCUUUUCUGGAAGACAAAUUCACUGAUAAAAUUAUACAUUCGUAUCGUGAUGACCCAGAUUUGCAAAAUCUUAUCGAUUUUGCACAACUUGAAUUUAAAUGCUGUGGAUUAAGCAACUCUGGAUAUCAAGACUGGAGCAAGAAUGAGUAUUUCAACUGUUCAUCACCAUCAGUUGAGCGUUGCGGUGUUCCAUAUAGUUGUUGUAUUAACGCAACUGACAUCAGUUCGGGUUUGGUUAAUAUUAUGUGCGGUUAUGGCGUUCAAGAACACUCGGUUGCGGCAGCAAGCAAACGUAUUUGGACUAGUGGUUGUAUUGAGAUUGUUCGAGUUUGGGCAGAACGAAACUUAUAUACUAUAGCCGGCAUUGCACUAGGAGUUGCUCUAAUACAACUUUUUAUAAUAUAUUUAGCUAAAACUCUAGAAGGCCAAAUAGAUCUGCAGAAAUCGCGUUGGAAUGCGUGAGUUCUUUUAAUGUAAAAACAAAUGUAGGGUACGAUUGGUAGCAACAUUUCUAUAUCGUAAACAUGUAAACUUUCCAUUUUUGUAGGUAUGUUAGUUUUUUUAAACAAAUAGUGUUUAUAAUUUUUAUAUAAAUUUUUAAUAGAGAGUAUAUAAGACAGUAUGUUGCUCUUUUCGCUCAAACGUAUUAUAUAUUGAAAAUAUUGAAUUUAAAACGCAUUUAAUACAUUGAUGACAUUUUUUUCAAUAAAUCACAAACGAGAGAAACUGUUAACACGUAGGUGCUGCAUUUAGCAUUUUCUUACUCUAGUACUAAAAAUAGAGUGUCACAAAAAAAAAGACUUGGUUUAAUUUAAACUGUAGGCCGUUUUAAUUGUAUUCCUUUGUACUGUUUAUUUUUCUCGAAUAUAUGCAAUAUUAUUGUAAGUAAUUUUGACUACUAUACCUAUAUAUUACUGAAAAUUGCAAAAACAAGAAACACUCGUAUAUUUAUGUGUUCAUUAUAAUCAUCACAUAUUACAUCAUAUUUAUUUACAAUAUAUUUAUAAUAUACAAUUUUUUUUUUUAUAAUUUGGCACACGCGCAUCUCAGAAUUACUCAAAUCAUUACAUCUUCAAAACUUUUAGUGGGAGCACAUUACAAAAUCAAUUGGAUCAAUUGAAAGUCAUAAUUUCAAACAUGUUCGACCGACAAUUGAUUUAAUUGAAAUUAAUGUAAUGUUAAUUUCAGUAAAGGGACCCCACUGAAAUUUUAAUGAUUAAGAAAAAUACUUUGCCUACACCCAAGAAAAGUUCUUAUUAACUGUGUAAUUAACAAAAGUGUGA
Messenger RNA from Bactrocera latifrons, 2076 nucleotides. RefSeq names its product tetraspanin-33. NCBI's taxonomy places the organism in Eukaryota, Metazoa, Arthropoda, Insecta, Diptera, Tephritidae. The record is from RefSeq and is a predicted model, not a curated record. The coding region runs from base 365 to 1255 and encodes 296 amino acids. Gene Ontology annotation, cellular component: membrane. The transcript is spliced from 2 exons. Gene Ontology annotation, biological process: protein localization to plasma membrane; protein maturation.